AUGUCUUUUGACCAUCCAUGGGCCUUCAUCUUUGGCCUCCUAGGCAACAUCCUCUCCGGCAUGGUCUACCUUUCCCCUGUGCCGACAUUCCGUAGGAUUUGCAAAAAGAAAUCAACAGAAGGAUUCCAGUCAUUUCCUUAUGUGGUAGCAUUAUUCAGUGCCAUGCAACUGAUCUACUACGCCGUUAUUAAGACUAACGCAUACCUUAUUAUCACCGUCAACACAGCUGGAUGCAUUAUUGAGUUAUCAUAUCUAACUAUUUAUCUCAUUUACGCACCAAAGAAGGCCAAGAUAAACACAAUCAAGUGGAUGCUCCUAUUGAACGUGAUAUUAUUCUCCUUAAUUCUUCUAAUCAGCCUCUUGUUCUUCAAGGGAGCUGACCGUGUAAAGGUUGUUGGCUGGUUCAACAUGUCCUUCUCAGUCAGCGUCUUUGCAGCUCCUUUGAGUAUUAUUAGGCUCGUUAUACGCACAAAAAGCGUGGAGUUUAUGCCAUUUUUCCUUUCAUUCUUCCUCACCAUGAGCGCUAUUGCUUGGUUCUUCUAUGGUCUGCUCACCAGGGACGUAUAUGUUGCGACGCCAAACAUACUGGGAUUCACGUUUGGAGUGAUUCAAAUGAUCCUUUACAUUGUAUACAAGGAUUUCAAGAAGGGCAAGCAACAGGAAAACAAACUUCCUGAGCAAGUACUUGCAGAUAUCGCAAAGAUGAGCCCCGUUGGCGUAGAUGUGAGCAAAAUGGAGGAAGAGAACGAGAAUAGAGUUGGAGGCAACAAGAGGACUGGAGAUAGUAACGCUAGCCAUGUGUGAGAUUUGCAUGAUAUAUAGAUGCGAGAGCUCAUAGUGUUGCUGAUGCACUUGGUGCAUUCUU
Asparagus officinalis (garden asparagus) is the source of this 865-nucleotide messenger RNA. Its product is annotated as bidirectional sugar transporter SWEET14-like. Gene Ontology annotation, molecular function: sugar transmembrane transporter activity. The transcript is spliced from 6 exons. Gene Ontology annotation, biological process: carbohydrate transport. NCBI's taxonomy places the organism in Eukaryota, Viridiplantae, Streptophyta, Magnoliopsida, Asparagales, Asparagaceae. Bases 1 to 804 code for a protein of 267 amino acids. Gene Ontology annotation, cellular component: membrane. The record is from RefSeq and is a predicted model, not a curated record.